AUGGCCGCCUGCUACGGCAUCCUCGCCGACUUUGCCGAUUUCGCCGGACGUGUGCGCAAUAUUACGGAGGAUGAGGCAAACCGAUACUUGUCUCCAUUACGGCCACGGCGUAAGGAUCGACAGAAUCCCACGGAAGUAUACAACGACGCGGAAUUCUCGUGGCGGUACUGCUUUUCCAAGCAAGUGGUGCUACGGCUGUUGGAAAUGCUGCCACUGGUCCCAAAAGACAACGAUCGCGGUCACCUCAUGCCGCCGCUGCUCCAGCUUCUAAUCGCGCUGCGAUUCUACGGCGCCGGAACAUUUCAGGUUGUCACCGGGGACCUCGUUAAUGUUUCUCAAGCAACUGUGUCUCGAGUAAUUGCACGAAUGUCAAAAAUGAUUGCCGAGACUUUGUUCCCGCAGCUCGUGAAGUUCCCAAAUGCUAAUGAUUUGGCAUCCGUAAUGGAGGAGUUCUACACCAUCGCACGGUUUCCUUCUGUGAGCUGGUGCAUUGACUGCACUCAUGUACCCAUCAGAAGUCCCGGAGGAGAUGAAGCGGAGGUUUUUCGCUGUCGAAAGGGGUACUUCUCCAUCAAUGUCCAGGCAAUCGCAGGGCCUCGGCUUCAAUUUUUUGAUUUGGUUGCCAGCUGGCCCGGCUCAACACAUGACAGCCGAAUUUUCGAUAAUAGUCGAGCCAGAGUGCAGUACGAAGAAGGGAAUGUGCCUGGCAUCCUACUUGGUGACAAGGGGUACUCCUGCAGGUCGUAUCUCAUGACCCCUUUUCGAGAGACAAAGCAGCUUUCAGCACCUUUGUUUAGGUACAACAAGUGCCACUCCAGGAGUCGCUGCAGUGUUGAGAGGACGUUUGGAGUAUGGAAGCGAAGGUUUCCAUGCCUUCAAAUGACUCUUCAGAUAAAAACACGAUCAGUUCCUAUCGUCAUCACAGCUUGUGCUGCACUACACAACUUCGGCCACCUGCAGAGAGACCCUGUCCCCCCUCCUGCACAAAGCCAGGCAAUACACAACGCCGCUUCGCAAGCUCCCACUUCCUCCUUUCAACCAACGCCACCAGGUAUGCCUCCGUUGCCAGACACACUGGCACAGGAGCGCUUGAAGUUGCGGCAGCACCUGGCUCUGUUACAGCAGCUUCCUGGCUUGUUGCACCAUGAACGAGCUCUCGGCUGUCUGUGGUCGUCGGUAAUGGGGCAGCAUUCGUUUCAGGUUCUGCUGGUGGCCUUCCAGCAUCAUCCCAUGACCAGUAGUCGGGCUCAUCAGCCGCGUCUUGACUACCUGCAGUAA
Molecule: messenger RNA, 1278 nt
Organism: Dermacentor andersoni
Lineage: Eukaryota; Metazoa; Arthropoda; Arachnida; Ixodida; Ixodidae
Source: RefSeq, a predicted model, not a curated record